Messenger RNA from Porites lobata, 5727 nucleotides. The record is from the annotation of a GenBank genome assembly. NCBI's taxonomy places the organism in Eukaryota, Metazoa, Cnidaria, Anthozoa, Scleractinia, Poritidae.
AUGGAUAAUGUCACUGGAUAUCUGUUGGAAAGUUUACGAAAUCGUGGAUUGUUGAAGUAGGUAAGAUUAUCUAAGCUUAAAUAAUAACCAAAUCAACUAUUUAACUGUGGAAAGUGGACAUCUGACGACGAUUGUUGUUUCAUCCACAAUUAUGUAUGUGAUGAUUAAGUUUAUUAACUGGGCUGCUGAAGGCGGGCCCAGUUUAUACUUGAAAUACGUGUAUCGCAGCACUUCGCAAGGCUCGGAGGGGAGGCCCAUAAAAUGUCAGGGAUGGAAGGCGGGAAGAGAAUUGGAGUAAAUUGUGUAACUGGUUAUUAAUCGCUAGCCUGCGUAGCAGGCGCUAGGAAAUAAAUGGGCGAAAUUUUUUUUUCAUUUUGCCCAUUUAUUUCCUAGCGCCUCUCGCGCGCGUUUUUUUUUUCAUUUCGCCCAUAUAUUUCCUAGCGCCUGCUACGCAGGCUAAUUAAUCGCAGGCUUAGGUCCAUAAUGAAAAGACCAUAUAUUAAAUAUAUUUAUUAACCUAAUCCAUUCGGCCAUUACCGGGAAAUGUCAGACUGAGACAGAGAAUUGGAGUAAAUUGUGUAACUGGUUAUUGAUCGCUUAGGUCCGUAAUGAAAAGACCAUGAUAAUAAAUUUAUUUAUUAACCUCAUCCAUUCGGUCAUUACCGGGAAAUCUCAGACUGAGAUUUCCCAGUAAUGACGGAACGGACAAGGUUAGUAAGUGGUUACUCUGGGGGGAGUCAGUGCCCUGGGAUAAAGAAGGCCUGAAAUUAAGUGCUACUAGGUUUUGCAGCCAGUAAAAGUGCUUGCGCAUUUAGCUUUCUUAGCUCAUGCAAAUUUUCAAAUUUGUGUCUUGUUAUUAAUGCUGUGUGAUGCUUGUAAUGGCCAUUCACCCUGAUAAAGGACGGUAAAGUGGGUUGAAAUAUACAUGUAGGUGAAAGACGAAAAAAACGUACUGUUUUGCUCUUCAUUUGUGGUACUGGAUUUAUUUAAUUAUGAAGAGAAUGUCUUUUAGUAGAUACUUAGGUUACCUGAGAUCAGGCGUUAUUAUUGUUAUUUUUUGAGCUUUUUUGCCUCUUUGGCUCGAAAGCGAAAAAAGUAACACCUGAUACAUUCAUUUAACAAGCCAUUAACUACCCAAUUUACGUAAUGUAAUGUCUGCUUAACCUGUCAUGUUAUUCGCCAGCCAGCAUUUACCAGACAGGAAUCAAAUUUUGGUGUGAAUAAGGGAAAAGAAAAUUUUAACCCUUUAAACCCUAAGAUCAAAAUAUGAAUUCUCAUUUGUUGCCCCUAUUCAUUUCCUAUGGAAGUAGUGUGGUGAAGUUGAUAAAAUAUCAAGCAAAUUCAUCCUGUGUGAUUAUGUCGGUAAUUCUCAUGACCACUCUGUUUUACAAAGCAUGGAUAUUACAAGGCGGAAUUUGAUGCUGAUCACCCUUAAGGCUAAAAGGGUUAAAUACGCCCAUGUUCAGAUGGCAAGAAAAUGUUUUAAAUGUUUUUUAUUUAUUUGUUUUUUUGUGAUGGAAUUCUGCUAGCUGGAGCUGCCUUACCUUUAUUUAACAGCUACAAAUGAAUACAGAAUUUACCGGUAAAAGUUCGUUGACGUCGUUCUGUGCUGAAAGUAGUGAAAAAAAUUUUAAUGGACUGCCUGGAAAUAAAGGUCAUUCCAAUACUGCCGGAGGAAAGUCCGGAGCAGCUUAUCAAAGAGAUUGGUACUUUAAUCGACGUAAAUGUUGUCAUGAUGAUGCUCAUUUAGCAGCAGCUCACCGGCUUCCAGACACCAAGAAUGUGAAGCAUCAGUUGAUUGUCAAGUUCGUACACAAAGAUAAAAGGGAAGAAAUGUACAAGAAAUGCAGGAAUCCAAUUGUGAAAGAAUAUUACCAACUUGCUGUCUGUACAAGCCACAAUGGGUCACGCUGCUACAAGCAACAAUAAAAUCCACAUCAAUGAAUCUCUCACAGGUUAUCGCAAACAACUCUUUGGCCGUAUCAAUGACUUCAAGCGAAAGAACAAUACCUAUGGACUGCAAAUGGAAAGAUCUUGCUGAAGGCUCAUGAUUCUUCAAAAACCAAAUCUUUUGUUACACUUGAAGAAUUUGAAGACUACAUCGAACAGAUAAGCAAAAAUUAUAACUCAUAAUUCUUUUUUUCUUUUUCCCUAAUGUUUAUGUACCCUAUAAUAAUAUCUAGCUAUAGACACAUACAUGUUCAAUCUGAAUUAUCCCCAAAAUAGCCUGCAAGCUGUACCUUUUCAUGACCUGGAUGACAGAGAAUUUCAUAUUCUAAAUGGAUCCUGUCACUUGCAGAUAGAUAAUUUAAAAAAUUAGAUUUAUAUAAUUUGCUACCCAACCCUGACGAAUCUGAUGAUGCUGACCCUGAUCAUAUAUUAAUUAACCCUCAAUUUGAAUAAGGAUCUAAGUAAAUCAGGAGCGAAAUCCUUCUCAUUUCUUCAUUGUAAUAUUAGAAGCCUAUCAAAAAAUAUUGGCCUGCUUGAAGAUAUGCUGUAUUCUUUAAGUGGACAGCCUGAUGUAUUAGGAGUUUCUGAAACCAGGCUAAAUGCAACAGGGUGCAAAGAAAAUCAUUUUUACAGCUUGCCAUUUGGGCAAGCUGAAGCUAACAUUUACUAGCCUAAACAUCAUUUCAACUAGCCCCGAAAACGUUUUGAGAAGCAGAUUGAUUUCACAGUUCUUCUGUAAUUUGAAUUCUUCAAAAAAACUUCACUUGUCCAUCAGGCAAGUUAAUAACAGAAUUCACUAGCCCGAUAGCAAAAUCCACUAGCCCCGGGCUAUCAGACACUACUUUCUUUGCAUGCUGAUGCAAAUACCACUUUUAAUACUGAGCUGAUUAACUAUAAUAUCUACCAAUGCAAGCUGAUUCUCCAACCCCGGUGAGAAGAGUUGCUCUUUAUGUCACUAAAGCUUUAAAAUCUUUUCCAAGGUCAGAUGUAACUUUGGAUAUGCCCCUUGUGGAAUCUGUUUGGGUUGAAAUAGCUACUCCCAAAAACAAAAAAUCCAACUUUUGUUGGCUGUAUCUACAAACAUCCAGGUGCAAAUAUUGAUGAAUUUAAUGGCAAACUUGAUGAAAAAAUGAAGCUAUUUAAUCCAAACAAUUACCAAUUGUAUAUCCUUGGUGAUAUGAAUAUAGAUAGUCACCCACCUACAGAGGCUUACCUUGACAUGCUGUAUUCCAAUAAUUUAUUACCAAUUAUUACUAAACUGUCACACCUGACCUAUCAUUCAGCUACAUUAAUUGAUCAUAUCUAUACCAACAGUACAUGCAAAGUUGUCUCUGGAAUUGUAAUGGUGGAUAUCUCUGAUCACCUCCCAGUUGUCUCUGUUACAAAUAUACAAGUUAAGAAACACAACCCUAUUAAGUAUUAUAGAGAUUACAGCAAUUUUGAUUAAGAAUCUUAUUUACGGGAUAUCAAUGCAGUCAACUGGAAUGCUAUCUAUAGUAAUAAUCUGCAUGAGACAACUACUAAAAUAACUGACCUGAUUAAAUCAAUAAAUUGCAGAUAAACAUGAACUAAUUGGGUAAUUGUCCCAAAAGAAACAGACAUUGUGUACAAAGCCAUGGAUAACUAAUGGUAUUCUCAAAUCAAUCAAAACUAAGCAUAAAUUAUACAAAACACACUUUCUUUCUAACAAUCCAAUUAAGGUGACAGAAUAUAAAAAGUCUCCGCACCAUCUUCUUUGUACAUCCUAGAGUGCUGCUCUCUAUUUCAAACUCCUAACAAUCCUUAAAUUAUAUAAUACGUAUAAAUUAAAAAUAUGUUGCCUUAUACAUAGAAUGAGAAAUGAAACUGAUAGCUUUCCAGAUAUUUUCCUUGAUGUCGUGACUCCAGCAUCGCAUAUACACAAUCAUAAUACAAGAUUUGUCAGUAACCUGAAUUAUUUUAGACCAAGAGUAUCCACCAACUUAGGUAAGACGUCCUUUAAAUUCUCCGCUCCAAAAAUCUGGGAGACUGUACCUCCUGGUCUCAAGUGUCUGCCAUAUCAUAAGUUUAAGAAAGAAUGGAAGUCUUGUCUUCUAACCAACCAAAUCUGACCUUGUGUAUAUGUUCUAUCACCCUUGAUAUUAUCUGAGAUUUUAUUUCCUCUCCUUACUGCUGCCGAUUAUCUGAACGUGACAGUGUCCAACAAGAAAGCUCUUGCUACUUUGGACACUGUACACAAAUGAAUUUAAUGUCUUUUAGUUAAUUAUUAUUGAUCAGCUACUUUAUUUACCUACCUACAUACACUUGUGUAAAUAUCUUAUAUAGUGUGAAAUAAAGAAUUGAAUUGAAUCAAUUAGGUUGGUGCAACAUAUUUCACGAACUAAAAAAUGUUGCGAAAGUGAAGAUGACUCAAAAUAAUUCACAGGUUCUGAAGGAGGAAUUACAGUCAAACCAGGUCAAGAUUCCAUUUAUGAAUUGAUUAUGUGAAAAAGUUAAUCUGUUUGUACCCAAUAUCAAAUUGCAUUCAAGUGAUCAAGGAAUUUUUGACUGCAACUUUUUAGUAUACAAUGAGAUGGAAAAUAUUUUAAUGGAUAAAUUUCUAUUUAGACAUUCUUCAAAUUCAAGAAAACUGAGCUGGUAGAAAUUUUAUAACGAACUCGCAUGUGUAUUCACUGCUCAUUGCCCAAGCAAAAAUGCAGACUGAAAUCAACAACAACUAACGGAUGGUGGCAUUUUGGCCAAUCGGAACACUGCAAACCAUCUGUAUUGUUUCCUAUCCAAUUAGAAAGAAGUCCAGAUUCUGGCUUUUUUGAAUGUGAUCAUGCCUUCCUCCCAAAAACAGAUUACAGAGAUAAAGCGAGAGGGAAUGAUCGCAGGCUAAUCCUUGGGAUAUGUUGUAUAUGGUAAGAUGUAGUAGCUCUUUACUUGUCCCAUGAGUAAAUAAUUUAUUAGGUACAACUCGUGGGUCUAAAUAUAUUUCCAUUGUAUGUUUAUGUAGACUGCAAAACAGUCCGUAUUUUUGCGUAUUCAAGUACGCGCGAGCAGUCAAACAAAAGGUCUGGAAUGAUGCUGAAAACAGAGAGCGAGACUGGGGAGAGACGCUAAACAUUUUUUUUUUCUCUCACCUCACACGCCCUACGGGCGUGUGAGGCUCGCGCGCUUCGCGCGCGUAAGACUCUUACGCCAUGCCACGCUUUACCGAUUUCUUUACUGAUUUUGAGAAAAAAACCGACUGUUUUGCAGUCUAAUUUUUAUGACCCAUUUUAGGUAAACCUGAUUAUCACAAGUGACCAUGGCAUGGCAGAUGUCAACAACUCCCGUCUUAUCCAGCUGGAUCAUUACAUUCCAUCGGACUGGUAUACACUCAUCACUGAUCCAAACAGGGCAGACCAUGCUUCUAAUGUGUUUUUUCAUAUUCUACCCAAGAAAGGAAAGUUGAAUGGCACUUACCAAAAGCUCAAGACUGUUCCACAUCUAUAUACAUACCUUAAAGAAGAAAUACCUGAAGAGUUUCAUUACAGGCAUAACCGACGUGUCAUGCCAAUUUUCAUUGUCGCGGAAGAAGGAUGGACCAUUACAAAAAAAAAGUCGAGAAUAGACAGUCGUGGUAACCAUGGCUACAGUAACCAAUUCCCUGGUAUGCAUCCCUUUUUUAUUGCCCAAGGACCUGCAUUCAAAGAAGGCUUUGUUUCAGAACCAUUUGAAAAUGUGAAUACCUACUCUCUUGUGUGUCAUGUUACAGACAACAAAACAUUUGGCAAACUGCAGUUCUUUCAAAGUUUUGACCUGUUAUUUUAA